Molecule: messenger RNA, 1275 nt
Organism: Vanessa tameamea
Lineage: Eukaryota; Metazoa; Arthropoda; Insecta; Lepidoptera; Nymphalidae
Exons: 6
Coding region: 121-900 (259 amino acids)
Source: RefSeq, a predicted model, not a curated record
AGCUUUUAAACUACAGACAGUUUAGUCAAAACGGUAUUAUAAAGUGGACGUGUUUUAUAUUUCAGUUAAUUGUUUUGUUUACAGUUCCAUUUAUUUUGAUUAAUAACUGUGACUAUUGUGAUGACCUCCGGAAUUAGUGGAGCGAUUAUAGCAUGGCUACUGUUGGCGACAAUAGCACAUGCAAUAGAGGUGAACGUUACGGGUGAAUGGCGUCCAGACCUGGGAUGGGAAGUUACGUGUGGGUGGCAAACUCUGUCCAAUGACACCCUACAGUCAGUCAGAUUAUUUAACAAUGGGCAGCAGUUCAUGAUUUACCGACCUGAGAGACACGGACUGUCACGAAGCGAAGUGUUCCAGACACCACAGACAGUGAUGCACGUGGACUGCGCCGUAACCAUAGAUAGGGGACAAGAAGGGAGGUGUGUUAUGCUUCUUGAACCUUACCAGCCCUCCGUGAACGAUUUCACAUACUCAUGCGAAGUUUCUGGCGAGAGACCGAUGUUCCGGAUUGGCAAAAAGGACUACCUCGUUAAAAUUCUUGUUCCACCAUCGAAUGCAUCACUCACUAGCAAAACCCAAGAUGGAUCAUCUCCAACCCGUGUAAUGCUCAACUGUUCUUCGACUGGUCUUCCAGCACCAAACCUGCAGUGGACUGUCGAUCAGGAUAAGCUACAAGCAGAUUUCACUGGGCGCGUUUGGAAUGCAACGUCAAAACUUUGGAAUGUCUGGUCUUAUCUAUCAUAUACACGGAACACAGAUGCUAAGGUCCUUUGUACUCCUGAAGUGAAUUCACAUAAUGAGAUUAUUAGAGGAACGCCAGCAGAGUUCAAUUCGGCAUCUAGAUAUUUUGGUACAACACAUAUAAUGUUUAUGACAUUAUUUCUAUAUCUAUUAAGGUGAAGUUAAUUUUUACGGACUCUUACUUAAAUGAAACCACAGAGUAUUGAUGUUUUUUUUGUAUUUUUAUUUCAGUAGGAUAUCGAUGUUGACUUAGAAACAUUAAGGUGGGGUUACACUGGAGCAAUAAGCACAGAUAAUAAAAUCAUAAAGUCAUUAAUUAGUUUUAGUAAAUCUUUUAUCAUAUAUUAAUGUCCUGAUUUUUAUAGUUAGAUUAUUUAUAUGUGAUUUUGUUCGCAGUGUAACCACUAGCUUAGUAAAAUAUUGGUUAAUAAAAUCUCCACACUGAAUAUGUAAUUAAAAUAUAUAACUAUAUGUUCUAUGAAAAAACGUUCUCCAGUUAUGUAACAGAUAUACAUAGAUAAUACGAAUAAUGGU